Molecule: messenger RNA, 2381 nt
Organism: Rotaria sordida
Lineage: Eukaryota; Metazoa; Rotifera; Eurotatoria; Philodinida; Philodinidae
Source: the annotation of a GenBank genome assembly
GACCGUGACAGAGAACUUCCGGACCCAUCACAGACCGUGACAGAGAAACCCCAGUACCCAUCACAGACCGUGACAGAGAACCUCUGGACCCAUCACAGACCAUGACAGAGAAACCCUAGCACCCAUGACAGACCGUGACAGAGAAACCCUAACACCCAUCACAGACCGUGACAGAGAACUCCAGAGAUCAUCACAGACCGUGACAGAGAACUCCAGAGAUCAUCACAGACCGUGACAGAGAACUCCAGAGAUCAUCACAGACCGUAACAGAGAACCUUCGGACCCAUCACAGACCGUGACAGAGAAACUGUAGAUUUGAAGCAUCAAAUAAACGGUCAGCUACAAAUCUAUCGUAAAGAAAUGGAAGAAGACGUUGUCCAUUUAAUUCGUAACAAUAGGUCCAUCGUGUUUCACACUUUUAAUCCCGCAAGGGAUUGCGCUAACAGCUUAUUUUAAAGCAUCGAUACUUCUAUUUCCUUUUAUCAAAUUGUAGUCAAGACCGAAUUCGAACAUUUCUAGUUCUUGUCUUAAAUUGCUAGAGUCAUCAUGAUCGAGUGACUAAAUUGUUCGAUACGUAUUCACAAGGUGCUGUGUGCAAACUUCAGUAGCAUCAACCAUGGAAUGAUCCUGGGCAAGUCACUAACAGCUGUUUGUCUCGGAUCACCUCUCCGAUAGAUGCGAGAAGCACCCCUUUCUGAAGAAUGGCUUAUCAGAAAAAUUUGAAACUUUAAAGGUAGAUAGAUCUCGAUGAGUAGAGCAAAAUUUGUCUUCGACACAAAAUUCUCAAAUGAUUUUUUCUAGAAGAUAUUGGGAUCGCAAAGGCUAAACAUCGCUCUGCUUUCUCAGCUGCAAUAUGUUCGACAGAGGUGACACUUAUUUUUUACAUACGCUAGACACUAUGUGUAGUGUCUAUGUUAUUAGGUUUACUUUUAUCUUGUUUCAUUCGAACGAAAAGAACAAAAUAUGGAGUAUACUUCAUUAGGAGAAUUUUGCAUAGAAUAGAAAAAUCAUAGCACGAGUUUUCUGAAAAUUGGAUUUAAUAAAUGUACUAACUAAUGAGGAAAUCGCCCGAAGUGAUUCACCGUCUUUGAGCUCACAUGUUGCGCGCAUAUAGAGGGGACCUCUCUAGACUAGAAUAACCUUAAAACGGCUCGGACCCAUAGGCCUUCUCUACAGAGUUAUACCAAUAUUAGCCUAUGGUACGGUAUGGACAAAUAAACUGAUCUGAAAUUUUGUCUACAGAUAAGUCUACUUGUCAUUAGAAUGCUCUGAAAAUGUCUCGCGAGAUAUUGAAUUUUCAAAAAUCAUUCAGAUCUCAUAAAAGAUGCGAGAAUCUUAUAUUUUAUCGACAUUCAAUAUCUCGCGAAGGAAAUAUUAUUUUCAGUUGAAAUUUUCAGAGCAUUCUAAUGACAAGUAGACCUAUCUGUGGACAAAUUUUCAGGUCAAUUUAUUUGUACAUAUCGUGCUAUAAGCUAAUUGCUAUAACUCUGUAGAAGAGGCCUAUGACCUCGAACCCUUUUACGAUUAUUCUAGUCUAGAGGUUCCUUCUAUAUCCCCAAAAUAUGAGCUCAAAAGUGAUGAAUCACUUCGAGCGGUUCUCUCGUAAGACUCAUCACUUAUAUAACACUUCACAGAGAACACAUGUGAGCUAUAUUAGCGAUGAAAAAUUAAAAACCGAAAAAAUUUUGAUUUUCAUGUCCGGAAAAGAGAAGAGUUCUCUUAAGUGAUUGAGCGCAAGAACUCUGCGUCAUAUCGAACUUCUAUCAAGAGUUACAGUUACUAUUAAUUAUAGAAAAUUUAUUAGGCUAUUGAAUUUACCACAAGGCAGAGUAAUUUUUUUCCUUUCUUUAAAUUGUCAAAUAAUAGUAUAAAUCUUUUCAUUAGUGUCUUUUUAUUUUUUGUUGUUAUAUUUAAAGGCAUAUACAAGUGAAGAUUCACCAGAAUGUGAUGCAGUUAAAAAUUUACUUCGUGAACGUAUUGAUGAAUAUGUUAAAGAAGUUUUAAUACCAUAUUUUUCUCCAUUGAUUACUUUUGUUCGUGAUAGUGAUCAAUUUUUAUCCGAUGGCAAUAUAAAACAAUUAGAAAAUAAAUUAACAAUAAUUAGUAAAUUAUUUAGUGGUGAUUUUAAAAAGACAUUUGAUUUAAUUCAUAAUGAUGUUAUUCGUUCAUUUCCAUCACUUAAACUUAGUCAACCAAUUCUUAAAGAAGUUUUUACACAAUUUCUAUCUUAUUAUCAUGAUUUUCAACGUUUAUUAUCAAAUAAUACAAAUUUAAAAACUGCAUCGUCAAAUAUAUCUUUACCUAAUCUUCAUCAAUUAAUGGUUGAAAUAAAAAAAUUUAAAUUACCUUUUGAUGGUGAUCAAUUUAAAUCACGUUCAUAA